AUGGCUGAUAAGCAGUUCGCCGAAGCGACUGAAUAUCCCACAUCUCCAGCCAUCCCAGACCCUAAUGCCCGAAAGCUGGCUGAGACCGUCGCCUUCGUGGAGCGAGCCUUCAGUUCAUGGCAGGCGUUUGGAGAUGAUAGGUCGCUUAUAGAAUGCAACUGCGCGCCUUUACGUGGCCGCUCCGACUACCGCAUCUGGAGUCGCAGAAUCAAAGUCGUGCUAAGGCGCAACUUCGUUCUCGACAUUGUGGAGGGCAAAGUCGGACAGCUUCCUCACUCGCAUCCUCUGGAUAGUGAUCUCGAGAAGCUGAACGCCACCGCUGCCCUGAUCAUCACUAGAAACUUGUCUCCAAUUACCAAGCCCAUUGUGCGCACUCUUACAGACCCCCGGGAGAUGUGGGAGAAGCUUGAGAGACACUGCAAGCCAUCUGACUGGACCUUGGCGCAAACGGGCUGGCUUAAUCUGCAGAGGGUUAAGUACAGUCGAUGCUCCAACGUGAGAGAGUAUGUGGAUCGAGUAGACGACGCAUGGCGGUCUAUCUGUCUUGAUAAAGAUGAUGCUCUCGAGAAGCAUGAGCUGGCACGCUGUGCUAGUCUUGUCUUUUCCUUGGAUACGCCUAAGUGGGAGAGUUGGAAGAUGAGCGUGCUUUCGGGCCGUCAAACCAACAUACCCAGCUGGGCGAGUCUGGUGGAUAAGUUGUUGGCAGCAGAGUGA
Penicillium brevicompactum is the source of this 714-nucleotide messenger RNA. RefSeq lists its product as uncharacterized. Lineage: Eukaryota; Fungi; Ascomycota; Eurotiomycetes; Eurotiales; Aspergillaceae. Bases 1 to 714 code for a protein of 237 amino acids. The record is from RefSeq and is a predicted model, not a curated record. The transcript has a single exon.